AUGUUUCGCCUUGGAGGUUUGAGAGGCAGGUUGCUCGCGCGUUCUUUGUUCAAGCCUCCUACCCUCCAGCGACCCCCUUCGCCCAUGCGACAAUCCACUCAAUCGAACAUCCAACUGCUUGAUUCUAAUGAGAAAUUCGAGGAAGAAACGCAUCCAGGAUACAGGGAAGAAAGAGCAUACUCUGUGAAGAUUGGCGAAGUCUUCCAAUCUAGGUACCAAGUCAUCGGCAAGCUAGGGUUUGGUGGAUACUCGACGGCAUGGCUUUGCAAGGAUCUCACAAACCAUACAUAUCUCGCAUUGAAAGUGUUCGGACGAGACUCAGCUGAAGGUAAAAGAGAAAUGGCAGCCUAUGAUCGCAUGAGCGAGGUCAAAACCUCCCAUGCGGGCGCCUUGGUUGUUCGCACGGCGCUUGAUAGCUUUCAAAUCGAAGGCGCGAAAGGAAGUCAUCAGGUCAUCGUGCACCGGCCUCUCGGCGAGAGAUUAUAUGAUUUCAGACACCGAUUCACAGAUGGUCUACUACCUGAACAAGCAGUGAAACUGGUCAUAAUGUAUCUUCUCUACUCUCUUGACUACCUCCACACAGAGGCUGGCAUUGUGCAUACCGACAUCCAGGAAAAUAACAUCAUGCUGGGUAUUGAGGACGAGUUAUUGUUAUCUGAGUUCGAGGAAGCAGAGAAAUCAAACCCUAGUCCGCGGAAAGUCGUUGGGGAUAGGGUGAUUUAUGCAUCUCGCGAAUUCAAGAGAGCAAAAGAAGUUGGACAGCCUGUCCUAUGUGAUCUUGGUCAGGCUCGUUAUGGCUCUGCCCGUUACGGUGGUGAUAUUCAACCUUACAGAUACCGAGCUCCAGAAAUCUUGCUGCGCACGACUUGGGAUGAAAAGGUUGAUAUAUGGAAUCUCGCAGUUCUCACGUGGGAUAUCUUCCAACCGACGCUACUAUUCUAUGCCAAAGAUUUGAACAAAGAAGAUUCAAGCGUUCAUCAUAUAGCUGAAGUGAUUGCGCUUCUUGGACUGCCACCCCGGGAGAUAUUACAGAACAACGACUAUGCUAAAGAGUUCUUUGAUCCGGAAGGCAAUUGGAAGGGAGCGGCUCCGAUUCCAUCAAUGACCUUGGAGCAGCGGGAGGAGAUGUUGCAAGGUGAAUCAAAACAACUUUUCCUUGCGUUCAUGCGCAAAAUGCUUCAAUGGCGGCCGGAGGAUAGAAGCUCUGCUAGAGAGCUAUUGGAGGACGAGUGGCUACAUUCGCUAUAG
Molecule: messenger RNA, 1248 nt
Organism: Penicillium brevicompactum
Lineage: Eukaryota; Fungi; Ascomycota; Eurotiomycetes; Eurotiales; Aspergillaceae
Exons: 5
Coding region: 1-1248 (415 amino acids)
Biological process (GO): protein phosphorylation; spliceosomal complex assembly; regulation of mRNA processing
Molecular function (GO): ATP binding; protein kinase activity
Source: RefSeq, a predicted model, not a curated record